Brassica rapa (field mustard) is the source of this 498-nucleotide messenger RNA. Its product is annotated as 40S ribosomal protein S23-like. Lineage: Eukaryota; Viridiplantae; Streptophyta; Magnoliopsida; Brassicales; Brassicaceae. Gene Ontology annotation, cellular component: ribosome. Gene Ontology annotation, molecular function: structural constituent of ribosome. Gene Ontology annotation, biological process: translation. The record is from RefSeq and is a predicted model, not a curated record.
AUGGCCAUGCAAUCCACCAGAAUUCUAAGCACAACCGCCGUCGAAGCUACUUCACCAUUGAAUCAUCAUCAUCCAGGUUCUUACCAGGUUACAGCUAUCACCGUUUUCAACCCUCCGAGAAUCUCCGGUAAAAAAACCAAUUCCCGUGACGGAGAGAUUGUGAAGAAGGCACAACGAGUGUUAGAUGGACAGAGAUACAAAGAUGGGUUCAGGCAGGAAAUGAAAGGAAGAAGCUUUUUGUUGGGUCCUUCUCAUGCAAAAGGAAUCGUCCAUCAGAAAACUGUUCGAAUAUGCAACGGAAUCGAGGUUAAGCAGCCUAACUCUGUCAUCCGUAAGUGUGCUAGAGUACAACUUAUCAAGAACGGAAAGAAGGACGAGUUCUUUAUUUCUGAGGGUCAUGUUGUGGGAGAUAUUCCUGGAGUUAGGUACAAGGUUGUCAAGGUUUCUGAUGUUUCAAUUUCAACUCUCUACAAGGGAAAGGAGCAACUAAAGUCUUAA